AAAAUCCCCAUUUUCUCUCACUACAAACAUUUCCUCUUGCUGCUUUCUCUCCAAAACCCUAAUUCCGCAGGCAGGAUCCGACCCGUUUCAAUGGCGACGAACGGGCCGAAUCUGGAGUGCCGGAUGUACGAGGCGCGGUACCCGGAGGUCGACCAGGCGGUGAUGAUCCAGGUCAAGAGCAUGGCCGACAGCGGCGCCUACGUCUCGCUCCUCGAGUACAACAACAUCGAGGGCAUGAUUCUCUUCUCCGAGCUCUCCCGCCGCCGCAUUCGGAGCAUCAGCAGCCUCAUCAAGGUCGGCCGCAUCGAGCCCGUCAUGGUGCUCCGCGUCGACAAGGAGAAGGGCUAUAUCGAUCUCAGCAAGCGCCGCGUCUCCGAGGAGGACAUCCAGGGCUGCGAGGAGAGGUUCAAUAAGAGCAAGCUUGUGCAUUCGAUCAUGAGGCAUGUUGCUGAGACCAUGAGCGUUGAUCUUGAGGAUCUGUAUAUUCAUGUUGGCUGGCCGUUGUACAAGAAAUAUGGGCAUGCAUUUGAGGCAUUUAAAGUGAUGGUUAACGAUCCCAACUCAGUUCUUGAUACCCUCACUCGCGAAAUCACAGAAGUUGGUCCUGAUGGACAAGAGGUGAAGAAAGUUGUUCCUGCAAUAUCAGAGGAAGUCAAAGAUGCUUUAGUGAAAAAUAUUAGGAGAAGAAUGACGCCUCAACCUUUGAAGAUUCGCGCAGAUAUUGAAAUGAAAUGUUUUCAAUUUGACGGUGUUCUGCACAUAAAGGAAGCAAUGCGUAAAGCUGAAGCUGUUGGCAAUGACGAUUGUCCGGUUAAAAUGAAACUUGUUGCUGCUCCAGCUUAUGUCCUUACCACCCAGACUCUUGACAAGGAGCAAGGAAUCACAGUGCUUACCAAGGCAAUUCAAGCGUGCACUGAAGAGAUUGAACGCCAAAAAGGAAAACUUACUGUUAAGGAACCACCAAGAGCGGUGAGCGAACGGGAGGAUAAGCUACUCGCAGAACAUAUGGCUAAGCUAGGACAGCAAAAUGAGGAUGUCAGUGGUGAUGAAGACAGUGAAGAAGAAGAAGAUACUGGGAUGGGUGAAAUAGACCUCGAGAAUUCAGGAAUGGCUAUUACAGAGUAACUUUACCCUACCCUCCCCCCUCUUUUGCCCUUUCAAAUCUUGGAAUUUGUCUACAUUUUUGUUAGUUUCUCUCUUCCCCAAUUUUCCAACCUUGAUUCAAUGGUUUCUUUUUAAUUCUCUUCAAUGCACAUCUAUACCUGAAUUUAAAUUUUGUCCACAA
Molecule: messenger RNA, 1285 nt
Organism: Salvia hispanica
Lineage: Eukaryota; Viridiplantae; Streptophyta; Magnoliopsida; Lamiales; Lamiaceae
Product: eukaryotic translation initiation factor 2 subunit alpha homolog
Biological process (GO): translational initiation
Cellular component (GO): eukaryotic 48S preinitiation complex; eukaryotic translation initiation factor 2 complex
Molecular function (GO): translation initiation factor activity; RNA binding; ribosome binding
Source: RefSeq, a predicted model, not a curated record